AUGCUUAUAAGCAGGAACAAGCUAAUUUUACUACUAGGAAUGAUCUGCUUGGAACAAGAGAAAUCUGCAACUCUUUCUCUCCCCAAAGCUCCCACUUGUGGGCGGAGUUUGGUUAAGCCAGGGACUUGGAAUUACUUUAACAUUUUCAGUCGCAUUGUUGGGGGAAGCCAAGUGGAAAAGGGUUCCUACCCCUGGCAGGUGUCUCUGAAACGAAAGCAGAAGCACAUCUGUGGUGGAACCAUCAUCUCUCCACAGUGGGUGAUCACAGCUGCUCACUGCGUAGCAAAAAGAAAAAGUAUAUCAACUUUGAAUGUUACUGCCGGAGAACAUGACUUGAAACAGACAGACCCAGAAGAGCAAACCCUCACCAUCGAAACCAUCAUCAUACAUCCAUAUUUCACCACCAAGAAACCAAUGGACUAUGAUAUCGCCCUUUUAAAGAUGGCUGGAGCCUUCCAUUUUGGUCAGUUUGUGGGACCUGUGUGUCUUCCAGAGCCCGGGGAGCGAUUUGAGGCUGGAUUUAUUUGUACAACUGCAGGCUGGGGUCGCUUGACUGAAGAUGGCCUGCUCCCGCAAGUCUUGCAGGAAGUCAAUCUGCCCAUUUUGACCCAGAAGGACUGUGCGGCAGCAAUGUCAACCCUAAAAAGGCCCAUCACUGGACAGACCUUUCUCUGCACAGGCUUCCCAGAUGGAGGAAGAGAUGCAUGUCAGGGAGAUUCAGGAGGUUCCCUUAUGUGCCGGAAUAAGAAAGGCGUCUGGACUCUGGCUGGUGUGACUUCCUGGGGCUUGGGUUGUGGGCGAGGGUGGAGAAACAAUGUGCAGAAAAAUGAUCAAGGAUCCCCUGGGAUCUUCACAGACCUUAGUAAAGUACUUCCCUGGAUCCACAGAUACAUCCAAACUGGGAAGCAGAGAAAGAGCUCCAGAGCACUCCGCAUGCUCACCAGUGAAAACAAUUCUGUGGAGAAGCCCUCAUUUUGUCUGUUUGUCAUUGGUGCCAACUCUAUAUGGCUGAAGUUCAUCUCUGAUACCACAAAUUAUGCCACUGGAUUUAAUCUCACUCUUAAACCAAACUAUCUUCUUGAUUCAGGUUGCAGUUCCUUAACUGUCUUUUCUGAAGUGCUCAUACAGAGUCUUCUCUAUCCUGAAGACUACAGUAACAUGGCUAACUGUAAGUGGGUUUUUCAAGUACCAACACAUUACCUAAUUAAGAAUAAUUCCAACCAAAACCAGCAGCUGCUAGCCAAGCAACCAGAUCAAGUCAAAUUCAUUUUCACAAGUAUGGUCCAAGGAAGUUAA
Messenger RNA from Choloepus didactylus (southern two-toed sloth), 1296 nucleotides. It is a transcript of the gene OVCH2, whose product is annotated as ovochymase 2. Lineage: Eukaryota; Metazoa; Chordata; Mammalia; Pilosa; Megalonychidae. The record is from RefSeq and is a predicted model, not a curated record. Gene Ontology annotation, molecular function: serine-type endopeptidase activity. Gene Ontology annotation, biological process: proteolysis.